AUGGUUAAGUCUGUUGUCUGUUUACCAUUUCUUCCCUGCGUCUCCUUGGCCUCUCCUCUGCUUCUCACCUGCCUCUCCUCUCCCACUCCCUUUCCACUCCCCUGCCUCUCCUCUCUCCUGUCUCUCCUCUUUUCUCCUCUGCCUCCUCUCUUCACCUUUCCUGCCUCUUCUUUUCCUAUCCAUUGCCUCUCCCUGCCAUCCUCAGUCAGGGAGAAGCAAUCUUUAUACCAGCAGGAUGGUGGCACGAGGUUUUCACCUUUGGUCCCAUGA
Messenger RNA from Closterium sp. Naga37s-1, 270 nucleotides. The record is from the annotation of a GenBank genome assembly. Lineage: Eukaryota; Viridiplantae; Streptophyta; Zygnematophyceae; Desmidiales; Closteriaceae.